AUGGAGAUCCUCCAACAAGGCACUAUGUCGAUGUUCCCGGGGAUGGAUCUUACGAAAAUGGAUCCUCCAACUCUUACCCUCCUUGGAGCAGCUUGUUGUGUAAUGUUGUCUAUGCAUUUCACAGUACAGCUGGUAUCACAGCAUCUUUUCUAUUGGAAAAAUCCCAAAGAGCAGAAGGCUAUACUCAUUAUAGUGCUGAUGCCUCCAUUGUAUGCUAUAACUUCCUUUGCUGGUCUUCUGGAUAUUAAGGGAAGCAAAACAUUUUUUACAUGCUUGGAGUCUGUUAAAGAAUGCUAUGAAGCACUGGUUAUUGCUAAGUUUCUGGCAUUGAUGUACAGCUACUUAAAUAUAUCUAUCAGUAGAAACAUUGUACCUGAUGAAAUCAAAGGGAGGGUGCUUCAUCAUUCUUUCCCUGUUUCUCUUUUCCUGGCUUCACUUUGGCAGCCCCGUAAUGUUCGGUUGGAGCACAAGACACUUAAGCUUCUGAAGUACUGGACCUGGCAAUUUGUUGUUGUUAGGCCAGUAUGCUCCAUUCUGAUUGUUGCACUUCAGCUGCUUGGGUUGUACCCCAGCUGGGUCAGCUGGACCUUCACAAUUAUACUUAACUUUUCAGUCUCCAUGGCAUUAUAUGCCUUGGUCAUAUUCUAUCACUUGUUUGCUAAGGAGCUGGCACCUCACAAGCCUCUUGCUAAGUUCUUGUGCAUCAAAGGGAUAGUCUUCUUCUCUUUCUGGCAGGGCUGUGCGUUGGAUGUUUUGGCUGGUGUAGGGGUUAUUCAAUCUCACCAUUUCUGGCUGGACGUGGAGCACAUCCAGGAGGCAAUCCAGAAUGUGUUGAUUAUCCUGGAAAUGGUCAUUUUCUCAGUUCUCCAGCAGUACGCGUAUCACGUUGCUCCGUACAGUGGCGCUGACAAGGCAAAAUUCGAGAAGAAGAAUGAAUGA
Triticum turgidum subsp. durum (durum wheat) is the source of this 939-nucleotide messenger RNA. The record is from the annotation of a GenBank genome assembly. Lineage: Eukaryota; Viridiplantae; Streptophyta; Magnoliopsida; Poales; Poaceae.